Molecule: messenger RNA, 2128 nt
Organism: Schizophyllum commune H4-8
Lineage: Eukaryota; Fungi; Basidiomycota; Agaricomycetes; Agaricales; Schizophyllaceae
Product: cytochrome P450
Exons: 12
Coding region: 59-1846 (595 amino acids)
Molecular function (GO): oxidoreductase activity, acting on paired donors, with incorporation or reduction of molecular oxygen; heme binding; monooxygenase activity
Source: RefSeq, a predicted model, not a curated record
CUUCCCCACUCAACGCUUUCCCUAGCCCGUAGUCAUCUCCUAGACCCUCGCCUCUGCCAUGGCACCUCCCGGAGUUGUCUUCCUACUCAAGUCCGUCCCACCCCUCAUCUACCCCUCCGUCUUUGCCUACGGCUGCCUGCGCGCCAUCGAGCUCCUUCGCGACAUCCAGCUACCCGUCCAUGUCAUCGCCAUUGCCGUCCUCCUCGUCAACCUACUGCUAUCGCUCGGCCAGCGGGUCUGGGCGCAGAGCAGGAACCGGCGCAAGGCUGCCGCGAUGGGCGCCGUCAUAGCACCCGCCGUUCACAGCAGGCUUCCCUUCGGCAUAAGCCAUAUGCUGAACAGUCGCAGGACGGUCGGGAAGGCGAUGUUUACUGAUCUUAUGGGCAACUGGGCGAAGGAGACGAACUCGAAUGUCUUCCGCGUCGAGAUCUUGGGCGAUGCGAGGAUAAUUACGCUCGAGCCUGAACAUGUGAAGGCUAUCCUGGCCACUCAAUUCGAGGAGUUCGAGAAAGGUCACGUUCAACGCCAACUUGGCCGAUCCCUCCUCGGUCAAGGCGUCUUCAACUCUGAUGGCGACAUGUGGAAAUUCCAUCGCACCAUAACCCGCCCCUUCUUCUCCAAGGACCGGAUCGCGCACUUCGACAUCUUUGACCGGCACGCCGAGGGCAUCCUCAGCCAGGCUAAGACGCGCCUCGCCCAGGGCUUCCCCAUCGACUUCCAGGACAUGGUCGCGCGCUUCACACUCGAUUCCGCUACCGAGUUCCUCUUCGGGCACGACGUCGACUCCGCGGGCGCGGGAUUACCGUACCCUCCAGGCUCGCCCUUAGCCUUCGCAGGCCUGCGGGACCACCCGUCGGAUCGGUUCGUCGACGCCUUCACGGAGGGGCAGAAUCUGAUGGCGCUGCGCACGCGGACGAGUGGAACCGCGUGGCCGCUGUUUGAGUUCUGGCAGGACCGGGUGGCGGCGAAGCGGCGCGUAGUGGACGAGUUCGUGAACAGUAUACUGGACGAGUCUGCGUUUGUCGGCGCGGGGCAGGAUGUGGAGGCCAAAGUGGGCGCGGCGGGAAAGCCGGGUGAGGAAGAUACAUUACUGCAUCAUCUAUUGAACUAUACGCAAGUCAGGCAGGUCUUGACGGACGAAGUUGUCAACCUUUUGGUUGCUGGACGGGACACGACCUCCGGCACCCUAACAUACGGCAUCUACAAGCUGGCCGAGCACCCAGACAUAGCGGACAGGCUGCGCGCUGAGGUUCUUGACAAAGUAGGGCCGACGCGCCGCCCCACGUACGAGGAUAUCCGCGACAUGCAGUACAUGCGCGCCUUUCUGAACGAGGUUCUCCGUCUGUACCCCAUUGUUCCGCUCAACAGUAGGACCUCUAACAGGGACACCCUUCUUCCCUACAAGGACAGCAGCAGGGCUCCUAUCUUCGUGCCCAAAGGGACUCGCUGCGCGUACAGCGUCUACCUCAUGCAUCGGCGCACCGACCUCUGGGGUCCUGAUGCCGGCAAGUUCGACCCCGACCGCUUCCUCGACGCGCGCCUCGGCAAGUACCUCACGCACAACCCGUACAUCUUUCUCCCCUUCAACGCCGGCCCGCGCAUCUGCCUCGGGCAGCAAUUCGCGUACAACGAGAUGUCCUUCUUCCUCGUCCGUCUCCUGCAGAGCUUCUCGUCCUUCACCCUCGCCGACGACGUGCAGUCGGCGGAGUCGAUCGCGCACUUCCGUACGGCAGACGCGCCGGACGCGGAGGUCGAGACGAGGAUGUUUGGGGCGCAUCUGACAAUGUAUCUGAAGGGUGGUCUCUGGGUACGCAUGUCGGAGGAUCCGGCGUCAAAGAAUCUGUAGACCAUGACAACGACCCGUCCGUCGCGAUAUGGACCUCAUAUCUCGCAUGAAUUCAAGACGAUGAGAUAUUUGUACCUAUUCGAUUUCCAAUGACUGAAGACAACGAGAGAAACCCUGCCCUUGGGCACGGAUUGACAACGCUCCAACGGCCAAGCGAAAAAAUCACCCUUCACGAAUUGGCUUGCUCUCGAAGCUGUUGCGCCAGCUCUUCCAUCGAUAUCGACGUGGAUGAGUCGCUGGUACUCUUGAGACGCGCUUCAGCGGCCCCUUGAUAUUUCUCGA